Messenger RNA from Frankliniella occidentalis (western flower thrips), 1901 nucleotides. RefSeq names its product tektin-2-like. The transcript is spliced from 7 exons. Lineage: Eukaryota; Metazoa; Arthropoda; Insecta; Thysanoptera; Thripidae. Gene Ontology annotation, cellular component: nucleus; microtubule cytoskeleton. The record is from RefSeq and is a predicted model, not a curated record. The coding region runs from base 484 to 1776 and encodes 430 amino acids. Gene Ontology annotation, biological process: cilium assembly; cilium movement involved in cell motility.
AGGGGAGCUCGGCGCCUGCGAGACUCGGGGUAGGCCACCCUGCAGCGCACGCAUGCACUUCAGGCAAGAUGUUGCCUACCAAUCAGGCGCAAUGAGGAGCUUCCAGGAAUACUACUUUCCGGAUGACGCCGCCUUGUCGAAACUAUCCAGGAUCAUAAAGAAUCAGGGAUCUGAAAGGUGUCUGGGUCACGCUACCCAGUCCUCUGUCGGGCGGACAGCAGCGGGGUGGCGAUCCACUGAGCCCCCGGGCUGGAGGGGCUGGAGUGGUGCGUGCGCGGAGUGCAACGGUGGGGCGGCGGGAGCCCAGUUACCCAGGUAACGCACUGCCAACAAUCUCCCUCCCACUGCAGCCCCCUAGACGCCCCCGCAGCCGGCAUGUAGACGGGCGCACCCGGCCGGAGAGCAUCGGAGCGCAGCGCAGCAGGAGCAGCUGGUCCACUCCCUCGGUACCCGUGUUGGCACCUCCCGGUGGUGGCAGCCGCCAUGUCGACGCAGCUGUCGCUGUCGUCGCAGCUGAAGCCGCUGCAGCACCUGAGCAAGGCCGACUGGCAGGCGGGGGUGUGGGCGCUGCGGCAGUGCGGCCAGACGGCGCGCCACGACGGCUUCCGCUUCCGCAAUGACGCGCGGACGCUGCGCAACGAGACGCGCGUCCGCACCAAGUGGGACGCCUACCACAACGACUGCCGGCUCGCCGACCGCGUCACCGAGGUCGGCCGCUGGCAGGAGAUCCUCGGCCGCUGCCUGCGCCAGGUGGAAGCAGAGCAGCGAGACCUGGCCGCCGAGAAGGAGAUUUGCGAGCAGGAGCUGGAGAGCAUCGCCACGUGUUUCUUGGUGGAGGCCGAGUGCCAGGCCAUCAUCGACCGGCGGGUCGUCCCGGACCUGGUGGACGCCGAGCGCGAGCAGGAGCUCAAGGAUGAGAUCGCGGCGCUGGAGGCGCACAAGGCCAUGCUGACGGAGCGCUGCCACGCAGCCUUCGAGCAGCACAACCGCCUGGAGGAGGCAGCCUGCAGCCUGCGGCAGGCUACCCGCGACCAGGACGACACGCUCGAGAUCGACCACGACAACUUGGCGCGAGACCGCAGCUGCGCCGGCAUCACGUUCAAGCCCGACCCCACCGAGAUCGUCAACAACAUCGUCCCGUACGAGUCCUGGCUCGACCACUGCCGUUGCACCAAGCUCCGCGGGGACAACGAGCUCGCCAGCAGCGCCAAGCUGCGCGAGGCCAUGCAGGUGGCGCGGGCCAGGGCCAGGAACGACCUCACCGCCCACAAGGACGCGACCGAGUUCGCCAUGCGCAAGUGCGUCUACGAGACUCAGCGAGCUAAGAACGAGCUCGAAUGGCAAAAGAUGAACCUCAAGGAGGCCAUGGCACGGCUGCACAAGGAGAUAGCGGACCUGACCAACGCGCUGCGCGACAAAACAGAGUGCCUGAUGCUGGCCGAGACCCGCCUUGAGAACCGCAAAUACCGGCCGGGCCUCGAGCAGGCGCGGGACGAGCCCAUGGUAGGGCUGUGCGACGAGGUGCUGCAACUGCGCAGGACCAUGCAAGAGCUGCAGGACCGCCUGGACCACGCAAAGGCAACGUACAACGGCAUGGAGGACCUCCUGGUGGCGACCGAUAAGGACCUGUCGGGUAAGAUACUCGCCCUGACGGCGGCCAUCCACUGCCUCGACACCCACAAGCGCUUCGCCAUGGGCGACGCCGUGCCCUUCCGUACAGAGACCUCGCGGAACGUGGCGCUCACCAAGGUGGAAAACGAAGUGGCUCGGCAUUGAGCCGAACACGCAGGCAGGAUUGGUUGAUUGGGAUCAUACGAAAUUUGUACAUUGCUUCAAGCUGACCAUUAAGGACAGCGAUUUCUCACAAGCACAAUAUAAAUUUCGAAAAAUACUGCACAAUU